GGAACGAAAAAAUGAGUAGGAGUAGCCGUUCAAGUCGAACUCUUUACGUUACUAAUCUUCCUGGCGAUAUCCGCUUGAGGGAGGUUGAAGACCUGUUCUACAAGUAUGGCCCUAUUGUUGACAUCGACUUGAAAGUGCCCCCGAGGCCUCCUGGUUAUGCUUUCGUUGAGUUUGAGGAUCCUCGUGAUGCUGAAGAUGCGAUUCGUGGUCGAGAUGGGUAUGACUUUGAUGGCCACCGGUUAAGAGUUGAGCUUGCUCAUGGAGGCCGCGAGCAUUCAUCACCUGUGGAUCGCUAUGACAGCUACAGUAGCAGUAGCAGUCGUGGACCAUCAAGGCGAACUGACUAUCGCGUUCUGGUCACCGGAUUGCCUUCCUCUGCUUCAUGGCAAGACUUGAAGGAUCAUAUGCGCCGAGCUGGUGAUGUAUGCUUUUCUCAGGUCUUUCGUGAUCGCGGAGGUAUAUUCCAGUUGAUUUUGGGUCGGCGAAUCGGUCGGAGACGUUGCGCUGGAAGAGCUCCAGGUCCUCGAGCUCGAGCUCGUGGUUGGGGUCCACGGCGGUGA
Molecule: messenger RNA, 560 nt
Organism: Linum tenue
Lineage: Eukaryota; Viridiplantae; Streptophyta; Magnoliopsida; Malpighiales; Linaceae
Source: the annotation of a GenBank genome assembly